Ricinus communis (castor bean) is the source of this 2611-nucleotide messenger RNA. RefSeq names its product protein RETICULATA-RELATED 6, chloroplastic. The record is from RefSeq and is a predicted model, not a curated record. Lineage: Eukaryota; Viridiplantae; Streptophyta; Magnoliopsida; Malpighiales; Euphorbiaceae. The transcript has 7 exons. Bases 77 to 2230 code for a protein of 717 amino acids.
UGUUUAAUAUUUUUAAAUUUCACUACUCUUAACACACACCCACAUUCUCUCUCGCGUUUACGUAAAAAAAAAAGAAAUGAAGCUACACGGUGGCUUCAUCUAUAAACCACCACAACCACCGCCGUGCAAAUGCGUGUCGCCUUCACCGGAGCUACACCUCCGCCAUCAAUUUAAUUCCCGUCGCAACUUUACUCUCUUAGUCCGUUGUACUUCUGCACAAACUCAAAACGCAACUAGACGUAGCGUUUUACUAACUCCACUCCUCGCUCUCGGCGCCUCCGUCCUCCUCCAAUCCUCCGCCUCCUCUUCUAAAGCCGAACCUUCUUCUCCCCCGCCUCCAGCUCCGCCGUCUCCGGCGGCGGGAGCGGCUGCGGCGGAGAUAAAUUCGAGAAUAUACGAUGCGACGGUAAUAGGAGAACCGAUGGCGGUAGGUAAAGAUAAGAGAAAAGUAUGGGAGAAGUUAACGAAUGCGAGAAUAGUGUAUUUAGGUGAAGCAGAACAAGUACCUGUAAAAGAUGAUAAAGAAUUAGAGCUUGAAAUUUUUAAGAACUUGACAAAACGGUGCGUUGAGAAUGAGAAGUCUAUUUCUUUAGCUAUGGAAAUGUUUCCUUGUGAUUUGCAGCCGCAGGUUAAUCAGUUUAUUGAUGGAAGGAUAGAUGGAGAAACGCUGAAGUCUUAUUUGACACACUGGCCAGUUCAAGGAUGGCAGGAAUAUGAGCCUCUUUUGAAUUAUUGUCGUGAUAAUAGAGUUAGGAUUGUUGCUUGUGGUACACCACUUAAGGUCAUACGGACAGUCCAAGCUGAAGGCAUUCGUGGGCUACCAAAAGCUGAUCGUAAACUAUAUGCUCCCCCAGCUGGUUCUGGCUUCAUCUCAGGAUUCACUUCUAUUUCACGCAGGUCAAUUGACAUGAAUUAUCCAUAUCAAUCUGUUCCAUUUGGGCCAAGUUCAUACUUAUCUGCACAAGCAAGAGUAGUCGAGGAUUAUACUAUGUCCCAAAUUAUAUUACAAGCAGUGGCAGAUGGAGGUGCCACUGGUAUGCUUGUGGUGGUGACAGGAGCAAGCCAUGUUAUGUAUGGGCCAAGAGGCACUGGUCUUCCAGCAAGAAUUUCAAAGAAGAUGCAGAAAAAGAACCAAGUGGUCAUAUUACUUGAUCCUGAAAGGCAAUCCAUGCGAAGAGAGGGAGAAGUUCCUGUUGCUGACUUUUUGUGGUAUUCUGCUGCCAGACCCUGCAGCAGAAACUGUUUUGAUCGUGCUGAAAUUGCUCGAGUAAUGAAUGCUGCUGGUAGGAGGCGAGAUGCCCUACCGCAGGAUCUUCAGAAAGGACUUGACCUUGGUUUAGUAUCACCAGAAGUACUGCAGAAUUUCUUCGAUCUAGAGCAAUAUCCUCUUCUUAAGGAACUAACUCAUCGUUUCCAGGGUUUCAGGGAAAGACUAUUGGCAGAUCCAAAAUUCUUGCAUAGAUUAGCUAUAGAAGAAGCCAUAUCGAUGACAACUACUCUCUUAGCACAGUAUGAAAGGCGUAAAGAAAAUUUUUUUGAAGAGCUUGACUAUGUAAUUACAGACACGGUCAGGGGAACUGUGGUUGAUUUUUUCACUGUUUGGUUGCCUGCCCCAACUCUGUCAUUCCUUUCAUAUGCUGAUGAGACGAGUGUUCCUGAUAACAUUGAUGCCUUAAAAGGUCUCCUUGGUUCCAUACCUGAUAAUGCAUUUCAAAAAACUCUUCCUGGGAAGGACUGGAAUCUCAAUCACAGACUUGCAUCUGUGCUUUUUGGUGGUCUGAAACUUUCUAGUGUCGGAUUUAUCUCCAGCAUCGGUGCUGUGGCUGCCUCAAAUACUUUAUACACGAUCCGAAAAUUUCUUAAUCCAGCAUUGGUUACUGACCAACGAACUAGGAGAUCACCGAUACUUAAAACAGCAUUGGUUUAUAGUUGCUUCCUUGGAACGUCAGCAAAUCUGCGCUACCAGAUUAUUGCUGGACUAAUCGAGCAUCGGAUUUCUGAUGAGUUUUCUUCCCAGACAUUACUUGUAAAUAUGCUAUCAUUUAUUGUUCGGACAAUAAACUCCUACUGGGGAACACAGCAAUGGGUCGAUCUUGCCCGGUUUUCAGGACUGCAAAGUAAGAAGGAUAAACCAUCAUCCUCUUAUCAGGCUCUGGCUUCGACUACCAAUGCUAUAGACGGAUCUAACACUUCAGAGAAUGCUGGUAUAGAUGAAAUCAAGAAUCAUUAAGGUGAUUUUUCCACUUCCAUUUCGUCAAGACUAAUUUGUAAAGUAUUCUUCCAAAGCUGCUGAGAAAGACUGGACAGGAACAGAAUUUUUUUUCUGCUUAUAUCUUCCAUUACCUUUACAUAGAUCUUUCCAUAUAAUUCCUUCAAAUUUUGGCAAAAAUGAGGUCUACACACUAGAUAUAGUUGCAUAGCACAUGGAUUAACAUUCCAUGUGAGCUUUAUGUAAAAACUCCAGCUAUAUUUGCCUUGACAGAAUGAAUGGCAUAAAUGCUGUUCCAUUCUAAGCAAUUAUUCCAAGAGGAAUUUUUGUCUAUUUUUACUUGAUAAUGAAUAUUGGCAUUUUAGUUCCAUAAGUGAAAUUUAUUGACGGGAUUGUUUUCUA